Molecule: messenger RNA, 1332 nt
Organism: Camellia sinensis
Lineage: Eukaryota; Viridiplantae; Streptophyta; Magnoliopsida; Ericales; Theaceae
Source: RefSeq, a predicted model, not a curated record
AGAGAGAGAGAGAGAGAGAGAGUAUACGUGUUUUAGAGGGGAGAUAAUGAAAUACCGAACCAGAUAAUGUUGAAUUAAAACUAAUCCAAAUCUCAAACCUAAUCCAGAUUCAAACUUAGUCCAACAUUUUUUUUUGCAUAAGUUCACUGAUAUUCACUACUACACAAACACUGCUCUCUCUCUAAUCGUCUCUUCACCCCAAAAAUUCGCCUCUUCUCUCUCUCUCUGCACGCAAAGUUUCGAAGAUGGCAGCAGUGAACGCUGCCCGUACUGUCAUUGGCGUUAUUGGAAACGUCACCUCUUUCUUCCUGUUUGCCUCGCCAAUACUAACAAUUGUUAGAAUUGUCAAGAAUAAAUCAGUGGAGGAGUUCGAGCCAGACCCGUACAUUGCAGCCGUGAUGAACUGUAUAUGCUGGGUUUACUAUGCUCUUCCUUUUAUUCAUCCUGACAGCAUGCUCGUGCUCUCCAUUAAUAGCGUUGGGCUUGCAUUGGAGUUGGGUUAUCUCGUUAUAUUCCUCAUAUACACCAACAACAAUAAGCAAAGGUUGAAGAUCAUUGUUUGUCUUGGUAUUGAGGCAGUGAUCACUGGCGUUAUUGCCGCUAUUUCGCUUACAAAAUUCCACACCCAUGCGAGUAGAUCCAUAUUUGUGGGCAUUUUCAGCGUUAUCUUUGGAGUGAUACUGUACUCUUCCCCUCUUACCAUCAUGAGAAAGGUUAUCCAGACAAAGAGCGUGGAAUUUAUGCCCUUUUGGCUCUCUGUGGCCGCUUUCUCCAAUGGCCUUAUCUGGACGAUAUAUGCUAGCCUAAAGUUUGAUCCCUUCAUCAUGACUGGCAAUAGUCUGGGAGCAUUACUCGGUGCCGCACAGCUCAUUCUAUACUGGUACUACCACAAGUCAACUCCAAAGGCUGAUCAGAAGAAGCCAUGUGAGGUGCAGCUACCGGCGAUGUAAUCACUCCCUUUCCGCUCAUUGUGUGGUCAGAAUUUGUUUGAGCACACAGGCAAUUUUUCAGCAUUCUGACUUAGUUUUUAUGUUGGUUUUGGAUUUGGGUAAUAUUUCCAAUUUGGAUACUUUGAAUUUGUAGAUAUAACAUGCUUACAUAUCUUUGUUUAAUCAUGUUGUUCAUUCAUGUGAUGUUUAGAUGUUUGUCUCCUCUUGUGAUUGGAAAAUCAGCAAAUAUGCCAGCAUAUUCGGUUGGAAACUUAGGAUUGAGUUUUGAUACUGAUAAAGAGUGGAAUAUCAGUGCCCUCCAAUUUUUAUUUUUUUAUUUUUUUUUUCUACUUUUAUUUAUUUCAUUGUCAGAAUCAGACCUACCAUUUUAUAGAAUUUGUCU